AUGGCUGGCAUGGCACCUAAUCUAAGGGCAAGCUUGAGGGACGACUGGGACUACUACAGACUCAUGCAACAACGACUACCAUCGCCUCCACGACCACCACCGCAGCGGCCAUCACCACUGCCACAAAUAAUUCUUACUCCGCCGACAGGCGAGCUUGCUCUGGUGCCGGCUAAUUUUGGUCACCGCUGGUAUCACCACUGGGAGCCAUACGCGCCGCAUUUGAACUACCUCAACUUGUGGUAUCACACCUUGGUAACUCAAAACCCGCAAGGCGCGUCCUCUCAUUUCCGGAAAGUGAUCGACUCUCGACUUGGAUACCUAGGACUUGCCGAUCCCUCUUUCAAAAUGGCAUUCGAUAUACAGAAUCAUUGGGCCGUCGAAACGCCUCUCAGCGGUGGUCUCCGAUGUCACGAGUCUCUUGACCUUGGUACCCAAUCCCUGCGCCAGUUAGAUUUGGACGCUAUCAACCAUCAAUGUCGUUCCUUUGGAUAUGGUCGGAGAAAGAUUCUCCGGGAGUUUUUGCUCAAGAUGUCGACUGACUACAUGUCCACCUUCGAGAUCAAGCAUGAUGGCGAUUUGGUAAAGUACCAUUUGGAUACGCUUCUGCGCUACGAUGAAGUAAACGACUCGAACAUGGGAUAUAGAGGGCGUUUCUUCAAGCUGAACCUGCUUGUCAACAAGAAAUCGCGCUUCACCCUCUUCCCUCAGCUGCCACCCGAAGUACAAGCACUGGUCACUCAAUAUCUCACGACAAGCCAACCACGCCGCCUCCAACUCCGAUUCGCGAGGGACCAAGAGAUGGGAAAUAUGCGGCAGCCAGACACUCGUUUUUCUACUCAUGAAUUACGGACCGUUCCUCCGAUCCUCCAGGUCAGCAAGCAAUUCAGAGCAAAAGGCACCCCAUUCCACGAUUACAUCGAAUUGAAGUUCCUACAAAGAGACGCUCGAGGGUUGAUUUAUCUUCCUAGUGCCGAUAUGAUAUUCAUCAACAAGGCAGGGGCGGAAAAGGUAACUCCUCAAGCGUUCAGAGCAAGGCUUAUUGCAACCAAGUCUCUACAGAAGGUCAAGAGCAUCGCACUCUCAGUCGCACGCCCAAACUUCUCGGCUUUCGUCAAGGACUUCAAGAAUUAUGGUGGCUUGGAGCUGGUGUUCAUCGUGUUGACAGAGAUGGAGGAGGCCGGCGAUCGGAAGUGGGGUCUCGAGAAUACAGAGGAGAUUGUUGAUACCCGCUUGACAUGCAAGAAGGAAAUCCUCUUCGAAGUGAUCCAUCCGAGCAACUUAUGGGUUACAAACGUGUCAAUACCAGGCGUCAAAAGCAAGAGCCGUGCUCUCCCCAUGCAUAGAGAACCGGAGGUGAUGGAACAGUUGGUGAUGGAAAUGGCCAGAGGGCUCGGAAAUGUGAGAGUUGCGCCGAAUCUUCGGUUUGUGAGAUUGGUUAAGUGCCUCAAGACUCAGGAGCAACUUCAGGGAGGAAGCCUUCGAGGCAUUGCAGUUAGAGGCACUUAA
This is a messenger RNA of Hyaloscypha bicolor E, 1506 nucleotides long. RefSeq lists its product as uncharacterized. The record is from RefSeq and is a predicted model, not a curated record. The transcript has 5 exons. The coding region runs from base 1 to 1506 and encodes 501 amino acids. Lineage: Eukaryota; Fungi; Ascomycota; Leotiomycetes; Helotiales; Hyaloscyphaceae.